CGGCCUUCUGAAAGCUUACUGUCACGCGAUGAGCAACGAACGACAUCUACAGCAGGAAUGCGGGAAAUAUCGCUGCUUUGGUUGACAUACUGAGACCUGUUCUAACGUUUCAGAUAGGCUCAAGUUACUGUAAAAAUACGUUUUGGCUAGACAGAGGCCUGCAGCACAGCCACGAAAAAGUAUCUGAGAGAUUUCGCACUUCUAGAGGUUACAGAAACUUGACCGGGAGACUUUGUUGAAUAUGAGCCAUCAAGGAGAGCAGAACCUCUUCUUCCUGAACCUGCCAGACGCACGGAAGCUGUGCUGUGUCACCCUGUCCCUGCUCUUUGGCCAUGAUGACGGGGAACUGAGGAACACACAGGUGAAGUCAUGCAGAGAGUUACUGUCCCUGUAUCCAGAUAUACUAGCUUCUCCUGCUUUGGAGUCAUUUGAGGAGAUCACUGUUAUAAUGGCUAUAACCUUUUUCAAGACUGGGAUCAUCCAGGCGUAUACACAGAGACAUGGUCUGCAGAUGGGAGCUCCACAGAGGGUCCUCCCCAGCACUCUGCAGGUCUGCCUCUCGUACACCCUGACUGUCAAACUGGCUCCCAACUGGAACAAGGUCGGGCAGUUCCUAGUGGCAGGAAUGGACUUUCUGUCUUACUCUGGAAAACUUAAUGCUGUUGCAACGCAGCUGAGCGUCAGCGAGAGCCAGCUGUGCCUCAGCGUGGAGGCCGACGCGGUCCGACUCCCGCCCGCCACGCUGGAGGACUUUGACAUUGCUGACAAUGUGAUAAGGAGGUUCCACAGCAGCAGGGACGCAGUGAUUCAUUCCUUCUCUUUGCCAAGUAACUGGUGCUACAUUCUUCCCAGUAUGAAGAGGGGUCAGAUCAUUAGCAUCAGUCACCAGAUACCUGCCGAGUGCCCCUUCCAGUCCUACGCUGACAUACGGAAACAUUGGAGCAGUCUGUAUGGGUACCAACUUCCCCUAGUGGAUGAGCAGGAUGUGGUCUACUGCAGUGUGUACUUCAAGCUGGUGGGAGAGAGACUCUUCACAUACCCCCUGUGCUGCAUCAGGGCUGAGCCCAUUCAGCGCUUUCCCAGGUUUGACCUGCAGGGGGCACUAAGCUCCUUCAUGUUAGACCUGAGAGGUAAACUCCAGAGUGUAUGUGGCUUCCCCAUCCGCAUGACCAGCAAGCCCUGCUAUUACACCACCAGCCUCAGCACUCCUGGCUCACAGGGUCCCUGCAGCAGGCCGGUGAAUCUGACCACCAGGUCCGCCUGCCGGCCCGUGCUAACUCAGCUGCCCCCCAGCAUACCCCGAAAUGCCCCAUUUGCGAGCCAGCCAGAUGGGCGGAGCGUCGGCACCCAGUACGGCGGGGGAGGGGCUGCCUCUCAGGCACCUCUCGCUAAUGCUGCUCCCGCAAGCAGGCCUGUCCCCGCCCCCGGCUCCGCCCACAAAAUCGUGCCCAUCUUUAGAAACAAGGCGCUCGACCGACACGUCAACGUCACCAAGAUACUGGCGGAGAGGAGACAACAGAGGCGGGAGCAGGGUGGUCAGCCCCCGGCAGGGUCCGACGGGCCCGCCCCUGGCCCCGCCCCUUCAUCUAAGCGGAAACAGGAGGCCCGUCUGGGGGCGGGGCAGAGCCAGCCUGGCCCCGCCUCUCACCCCAGAGUGGAGAAUCCAUCGUGCCAGCAGGGGCACUACAGUCAGGGUAUAGGGAGAGACCUUGAGCCCAGAGAGUCUGUCCCACAAUCUCCUGCCAUCAGGACAGAGAUCCCUGCACUGAUCCCCAGUAGUGUGGGAGACUGGUUCCAGUCUAAACCGAAGAAAGCCAAGGUCAGCGUCGCGGAAGUGGACGUAGAGCAUUAUGCAAGGAGCCAUCAGUUGUCGAAGAUCAAUGCGGCGACACUGCAGGCCUGGCUAAGGGGGCGAGGAGUGCCCGUCCGCUCAAAGGACAAGAAGGAGGAGCUGGUCGCCAAGGUGAUGCACUGCCUCAGCGAACCGUAGGAGCCGCAGCCCUCGCGUUUGGACUCGUUGGUCCGCUUGCUGCCCAUCACGAGCCGCGAGCUACUGUGAGCUGUACUUUACCUUCAGACCAAAGUAACUGUUAGCGGGUCUUUCUGCAUUGAUCAUAUGGAUGACAUUCAUUUUACAUGGCCAUUGUGUUAAAUUUAAUUAGCACAAUUUGGGCUAGUUUCACAGACACAGAUUACGGCUAGUCCUAGAUUAUUUUGAUUGGAGAUUUUCCGUGCAAAACUAAAUUUAGUCCAGGGCAAAGCCUAAACAGUGUCUGUGAUGCUGGCCGUUUUUGUUCAGUGUGUUGUAUCUAUGAACACAAAGGUAUGCUGUCCAGUCUCGAUGUUCUUAUGGUUUCAUAUUUCCUCAUUUGACAAUAUGUGUUGAAACUGUUUUUUUAUGUCAUUAAAGUUUGAAGAAGGAAA
This is a messenger RNA of Anguilla anguilla (European eel), 2424 nucleotides long. RefSeq lists its product as uncharacterized. Bases 242 to 1990 code for a protein of 582 amino acids. The record is from RefSeq and is a predicted model, not a curated record. The transcript is spliced from 14 exons. Lineage: Eukaryota; Metazoa; Chordata; Actinopteri; Anguilliformes; Anguillidae.